This is a messenger RNA of Mercenaria mercenaria, 5141 nucleotides long. RefSeq lists its product as uncharacterized. The coding region runs from base 1331 to 1861 and encodes 176 amino acids. The record is from RefSeq and is a predicted model, not a curated record. NCBI's taxonomy places the organism in Eukaryota, Metazoa, Mollusca, Bivalvia, Venerida, Veneridae. The transcript has 2 exons.
UCAAUCAAUAAGUGAAAAUAUAGUAAUAUUCAAAUGAUUUAUUAAAUUGGCAAACAAUACGUUAAUCAUUCAAUGAAAAAAGUAUUUGAAGAAAACAUUGAGUUUUAAGAGAAAUAUUUAAGAAGGCUAAAUAGCGGAAAAUAUCAUUAGAGAGGUACAAUAUAAUAAAAAUGGCAUGUUUAGAUUAGUCACAUUUUAUUUACACCAACUGCUUUGAAAAAUUGUAUUAAAAUAUAUAAGUUUCAUUUUAAUUGAUAUUUCUCAAAUGAAAAUAGAGUUUAAACAACAUAAACCGAUAUAAUUUCCUUGAGGUAUUUUACAGAAAAUUAUUAAAUGAUAAGAUGAUAGUUUUAACAAACAAACAGUAUUUCUUAUACAUGUAUUCUAAUCCAUUAUAGUUCAUAUUCAUUAGCAUAUCAAAUUUUAACAGAUUGGGUCUGUUAUAAAUUUCGGUCUAAUAUAUUAUUUUUUUCUAGUAUGAGAUAAGGAAGAUCAUUCUAAUAAAAAGUGGUAUUCGUUCCCAAUAAUACUUUGACAUAGUGUACAUAGCUAUUCUAUUCCAAUUUCUUGUUUCUACAUAUGUAGUCUUUUGUUUCUUGUCCUAAAUUUUACUAUAUACUUGAUCCUUUUCGAGUAAAUAAUUUUCAAAUUUGAAUUUUCAAGAAAGGAAACAUUAUCAAUUAUUUCAAGCACACGUGUCAAACAUCAAACAAUGAUUGAAGUAUUUAUUUGUUCUUUCGUUUUUAUAAUACUUUUCUUACACAAAUGAAAAGAUAAAAUUGUUAUAAAAUAUUUCUUGCUAAUGAAAUCAUGUCCAAAUAUGAUUGAUAUAGUUGAUAUAAUCAAAGUCCGUAUGUGAAAAGAAGUUUCUCCUAUCACGGUGUAUAAAGUCAUUUCCGUACGAUACCCGGGUUGAGCGCCCGUCAUCUUAACCACUAGACCACCGCUCGUUCCCGUUAUUAUGAUUACAGGUAAUUUUCAAUUGUAAAAUGUGUGGAAAAGUUUAGAAGUGCUUUGUUAACUGUAUAUGCAACAGCAUGUUGUUAAUACCGUUUGCACAAUGCAAGGCAUAGUAUACGUACUGUAUUGUUACCGUAUAGCGUGAUUUUAUUAAUAACAUUAAUCAUGCGCUCUAUUCAAAGACACGCUCAGUUCUGUAAACAUGGUAAUGUUGUAAUGAAUAAGAACACUAUUCAGUACAUCUUAUUGAAUUAUAAGGGAUACUUCAAAUCAACUUUAUUAAAAAUAAGUUAAAUAUCAUAGAUUAAUGGCCAUUCAUUACUAACUUGGAUGUAUUUCUGUAUUUAUUCGAAACGUCACAGUAAUUAAAAUGCCUUUGGUUGUCGAAGACACUAGCGACCUUGAAGUGUCUUUUACAUAUGCCGGUUACGAACGGGAAACGGAAGCUUCUUUUCUUCUGUCAGGGAAUAAACUGACAAAAACAUUAUCAAAUUCGACGCUUUCAAGCGAGAGUGUUGACGGAGGUACCCAAAAUGGAGGGAAGAUGCACGCGCCAACAUCACAUGGUGUUUUAGUAAUGGCGGCUUGCUUGUAUAUGAGUAUGUCUAGUUUUGGAAUGACUUCUGCUCUCGGGGUUGUUUAUGUGGAGCUGAUAUCGUCAUUCCAAUGUCUACGAUCAGAGGCAGCACUUGUGCAUGGCUUGUACAUGGGUGUUUCAUUAGGUGGUGGACUUCUCUUCAGGAAGGUCGUAACAAAGUAUGAUACUGGCGCAUGCGUAAUGACAGCUGCUGUUUUUGCUGGUGUUGCAAUGGCUUGUGGGAGUCUGGCAGGUGACAUUGGCACAGUUAUAGCCUUCGUAGGAGUUUAUUUGCAAGUGUUAAUAUCCUCGUUUCAUCAAUAGUUAUCAACUGGACGUUUGUUAAUAACAAUAAAUUUGCUCUUGGUGUUCUGCCAUUAGGCUCUACAAUUGGACAGACUGCAAUGCCAUACAUUGCUGAUGCCUAACUGAAGCAUAUUCGUGGAGCGGAUGUUUGAUAAUUUUGAGUGCUCUAGCAUAUCUAAACUGCAUUCCAUGUGGAUUAAUUAUUCACUUUUCCAAAAGAUAUUUUCAUACAGGAGGGAAAACUAACACCAAAGGCGAUAGUGCGUCUGUUGCGAGCUUUUUGACCGAUGGUGCUUUCAUGGUGUACAUAGUGUCAUCAUUUAUAUUUAUAACAUUUGGUCCGGUUGAACUAUGGUUCGUUGUGGACGUGGCUGUUCUAAAGGGCUUUGGGGUUCAGUCAGGCGCAAUUUUGCUUUCUCUUAAUGGAAUAUUCGGAUUUGCUGGCAGAAUUAUAUCUAUCGUAUUUUUGAAAUUUUAUCCAAAGACUCGGCCGGAAAUACACAUGUGUUACGCGUUUACAAUUUGGGCUGUAGCUCACCUCGGUGUUAUUGCCUCGCCAGUAUACUGGGGAAUGUUCUUGUCGAUGAUACUCCGUAGUUUAACAGCGGCUAUAGUGACAGUAUUUAUACCGUCUUUGCAACUGGAGCUCCGAGGGUCAGAAAGCUUUCCAACGACAGUUGCUAUAACUUAUAUGAUAAUGGGUGUAGGGGAUAUAAUAGGGGAAUAUCUGGGUGGUUAUAGCGUUGAUGUAACAGGGUCGUAUAAUCUAAUUUUUUACAUAGCUGCGGUAGGUACUCUGUACUGCGGAAUUAGUAUGCUUAUUAUUUAUGUGAUCUUCAAAAGGAGAAAACGUCAUUCCGGACAGUAUCAAGAACUAUCAUGAUCAAGACGCUUCGAAUAUUGCUUUCGUUGACAUGGGUCAUGCAAAAUCCACUCGAGUCGCGUAUAGCAUCCCAAAUAAAGCUAAUGUUAUAACAAUUAUACUGUAUCUGACCUAAACGAACACAUCACCUCAACGUCCCUUAUGUUUUAUAUAGCUUACAGUGAUUGAAAACAAAGAAUCUGUCUGUCUGGCUGUCUGUCUGUCUGUUAUUUUAGUAUCAUUUUGCACUGAAAAUGGUAAUUUUUCAUGACAAUUACAUAAAUUCUUUGGACAUUCAUUUCAAAGUAUUUUGUAUGCCAAAGACGAAAGAAAAAUUGCACGCUGUGUAAGUUGCAAUACUUUUCUUCAAAAGUGAAAAAAUAACCACAGCGGUGUCGGACACUACUUAGUUCGUCGAUGAAUUCUGAUCACGCAAAAUAUACAGCUAGUGAACUUGUAGCCUUUCCGCGGCCGUAACGUAGUAUCUACUGUAGAUGAGGUCCAAAUAAUGUCUAGUGUAUGUCAGGAUGCUGGUUAUAUGACCCAGGGAAGUGCCUACGCCAUGGUUUGGGUCCACUCGCUAAUGUGACUAUGUCUUAGACUAGCUGACAAACGAUGUAGAAUGUCCUUUGUUAAAACGUAGAGCUGAUGAGACCAAAUAUCUCAUAUAUAGAAUUUUCCUCUGGCUACCUUGCCUAAAUGAUUCGCGUACCAAUGAGUCGUAAAUGAUUUCUUAUUAUGAGCUAGACAAUUUUAGGGAUCAGGCAUAUCACUAAAUGUUUCAAACUAACAAUCUUCAAUUAACUCCUAUAGGCUGGAGACUCUAUACUUGACUGGUCUUUUUGUUGAAGUUCCCGUCAGACAAUGUCUUUGAAUCAACAACAUACGAGUCUUAUCGCAUAGAUGCUCGGCCCCUGUCCUCUCAACUCUGUAUGAAUGCCCUGACUCCUGGAUGCUCAGCGCCUAUAUGCUAUUAUAUGUAGCAUUCAACUACCAUAUAGGUAUAUCCCCGGUGCCUUGGCUGUACUUCGCCAAUAAUGCUGAACCUUCUAUAAUCUGGAACUCUCCUACUAUCUCAGUAGAUUACCAAACUCUGGGUCUCUGUCUCAGCUUCCCGAUGCUCAGCCUAUAUAUGCUAUCGUCUAUAGCAUUCAAUUAUCUUUAAGGUUAAACUCCUAUGCGCUGGCCCUAUAGCUCGAAACCUUAUUGAAUUUCUGCAACUCUUCUUUAGUCUAUGAACUUCAAAAAUCUUCUUUUUAAUAAUUUAUCCGCCCUGACAGGGUAACUGCAAUAGUCUCAUUAUCAAGGUACUGGGAUAAAUUAUUAGUUGAAUCCUCGAUGUGUCUUCUUCGACCGCUGGAUACCGAAUGAGCUCUCUGUCACCCAUCUACCUAUUUAUACCCCAGCAGACGUGCUAUUUUUAGAACUUGUUUCUGAUUGGUCCAAAUUUAAACACAACGUUUUACAACGAGUACUUGUUCUAUCAAAUAUCUGGUUCCCUUUAACUUUUGUAUAUGACAUAAUGUGCGAAGCUGGGACCCAGCUAUCCAUAUAAUGAACCCAAAUCAGCCAUAAAUGACCCAAAUUCUAUUAUUAACAGCAAUUUAACAAUAAUUAUAGUAAUGACAACAUGAAAAGGGAGUCAAGCACUAUCUAUGCUUAUGUGUUACGUUAUCAAUAUAUUAAAUAUACAAAUUAUUCUGACAGUGUACCCAAAGGCUCCUCAUUGUUUUCUGCUAUAUGUAAAUUACCUGCCAGAGUACACUGUUUCACAGGUUCGGUUGUUCGAUGACGACACUGCAACUUACAUCUAGGUUAAUCAUAGUUUCGAAGAAAGGAGCAUACAAUAAGGUCUUGAUAGGUUACGUAUCUGCGCGAACAAAUGGGACAUUGAAUUCAACACUUCAAAAUGGACAAUGCAAAAUAUCCCAUUUACAUACAAAUUUAAACUCCACGAUUUAUCGCUGGAAAGAGUUAGUGAUGCCAAGUACCCGAGUAUCAGUAUUUUAUCAGAACUCUUUUUGCCAUCGGGUAACUACUAAAUCAAGUCGAGCCCUCACCUUCCUUAACAUGAUUAUUCUUUCCAAUGUUUCAAACCCUAGGGAAAUCGCUGACAAAAUUUGGUACACCUCGGCUAUAGUAUUCUGUCUUUGUCGCGAUGCUAUAUGCUAGAACUAGACACACCGUCCAGAAAACUAAAUGGUUCAGAGUACAUGAUUGGUGCCUGUAUGUUAAGCAACUUGUGGCGGCAUUCCCUUGAUGAUAAAAUAUCUGAUGCCAGACUCCUUAUGUCAUACGUUAGUACGUGGACUGGUUGCAGUAAAUAGUCCCUCACACGUCAGUGCCUGAUCCAGUUUUACUACUCAUAAUCAACAUAUUUCUUACAUGCAGAUAUUUAAGUAUUCCUUCUUUCCAGCAGCUGUAGUUUUAUUUAAA